AUGCCUCUCAUUUCUAUAUUCGUCCACCUUUUCCUCUUCUCCUCUCUAGCAACCACCAAUGGUGGCCGUGGGGAUGGUUUCACCACCUCUCUCUUCCACCGCGAUACCCUUUUCCCUACUCUCCACCUUCCAUCUCCCUCCCGCUACGAACGCCUCACUAAUGCCUUCCGCCGCUCCUUCUCUCGUUACGCAACCCUUCUCGACCAUUCCACCACCGUCUCCACCACAGGCAUCCACACCCCACUCAUUCCCAACAAUGAAGAAGGAGAGUAUGUAAUGUCCAUUGCGGACACUGGAAGCGACCUAACAUGGACCCAAUGCAUGCCAUGUCUCAAUUGCUUCAACCAAUCAACUCCUCUUUUCAAUCCACGUAAUUCCUCUUCCUACCGCCCCGUACCUUGCACGUCCACUGCAUGCCGCUCCAUCAGCAUUUUCCCCUGCAUGCCCCACCAUCCAUCUUGUACCUACAACUACAACUACGCAGACCAAUCCUUCACUAACGGUGACCUUGCAUUUGAAAAACUCACCAUUGGGUCCUUCAAACUCCACAACACAAUCAUUGGAUGCGGUCACCAGAACGGUGGCGCCUUCAAAGGACGUACCUCAGGAAUCAUCGGACUCGGCACGGGUUCUAUCUCUUUAGUCUCUCAAAUGAGAAAGAUUGCCAAUCUCAAAAGACGCUUCUCAUACUGCUUACCCACCUUCUUCAGUGAUUCAAAUGUCACUGGUAGAAUAAACUUCGGCCGAAAAGCCGUCGUUUCAGGGCGUAAAGUCAUUUCUACCCCUCUAAUGUCGAAAUUUCCUUCUCCCUUCCAUUUCUUGACACUAGAAGCAAUCUCUAUUGCAAACAAGCGAUUGGAAGCCACUAACAACGUGUCGAGUGCUUUAGAACGAGGAAAUAUUAUUAUUGAUUCGGGUACAACAUUAACGUUUUUGCCUCAAUAUUUGUACAACGCCGUCAUUUCGACUUUGGCUAGUGUUGUUCGAGCGAAACGAGUGGAAGAUCCAUCAGGGAUUCUUGAAUUGUGCUACGUUGCGGCCAAAGUUGAUGAUUUGGAUAUUCCAAUUAUUACGGCACAUUUUUCUGGUGGUGCUGCUGUGAAGUUGUUACCGUUGAACACGUUUGUGACCGUGGCUGAUAAUGUGACUUGUUUGAGUUUUAAGUCAUCUUUUGAUGAUAAUUUGAACAUUUUUGGGAACUUGGCACAAGUCAACAUUUUGAUUGGAUAUGAUCUAGAGCGAAAGAGAUUAUCGUUCAAACAUAAAGUCUGUGCUUAG
Cucurbita maxima (winter squash) is the source of this 1278-nucleotide messenger RNA. Its product is annotated as aspartic proteinase CDR1-like. The transcript has a single exon. NCBI's taxonomy places the organism in Eukaryota, Viridiplantae, Streptophyta, Magnoliopsida, Cucurbitales, Cucurbitaceae. Gene Ontology annotation, cellular component: extracellular region. The coding region runs from base 1 to 1278 and encodes 425 amino acids. The record is from RefSeq and is a predicted model, not a curated record.